This is a messenger RNA of Wallemia ichthyophaga EXF-994, 1323 nucleotides long. RefSeq lists its product as uncharacterized. The transcript has 2 exons. The coding region runs from base 1 to 1323 and encodes 440 amino acids. Lineage: Eukaryota; Fungi; Basidiomycota; Wallemiomycetes; Wallemiales; Wallemiaceae. The record is from RefSeq and is a predicted model, not a curated record.
AUGAAACCAAAAACCUUAGGAGGACUAUUAUUGAUAUCCUUGUCGGUGGGAGCAGCAUCCUCAUUCGCAGCUCCGACGCCUUUGCCUGUUCUGUACAAUAGUAGACGCCAGGAUAACAGCGAUAAUAGUUCGGGCGGUGAUAGCAGCAACGGUGAUAGCAGCAAUGGUGGGAGUAGCUCGAACAACAGCGACAAUAAUUCGAACAACAAUCACAAUAAUUCGAACAACAACGAUAACAAUUCAGACAGCAACAACGACAACAGCACCGACAAUAAUGAUAAUGGUGGCAGCAGCAGUAAUGACAGCAGCAGUAGCUCAUCAAAUAGCGGCGAUAGUAGCACCGACUCUAGCCCGUCUGAGGGUAAUACCAGCAGUGACAAUAAUACCAACAGCAGCAGCAGUAGCGCAUCUCGCUCCUCUGCUUCAUCACAAUCCUCUGCUUCAUCGCAGUCUACUGCCUCUUCACAGUCCACUGCCUCGAAUGCGUCGACUGCGAGUGAAAACAGCUCAACACCAUCACCAAGCCUUUUAACUAAAAACAAUGGAAAUGUGGUGACAGUAACGCAGACGCCUUCGCCGGGCUCAGGCAACGCAUCGAGUGAAGAAUCAGACGGUUUGAGCACAGGUGGUAUCAUUGGUAUCGCUGUGGGCGUAGGUGUUGCCGCGAUAGCCGCCGCCGGCUUUGUUAUCUGGAGAUGUGUGAAGAGACGAUACGCAGAUAUCGAAGACGACGAGGACAACAGUGACGACAUUAAAUGGCCUCAAUUGCGAGAUGAAGACGGACCAUCAGCAACCGCACUCCAGCCAUUGCCUGCUCGCCCUACCGGUGGUGCAGGUAUAGAGAUGGAGAGCAGCUACAGCAACCCACAUCCAACGAACGAGACAGAUGACGAUUUGAGUCUAGGUGGUGAGCCACUAACCAACGCGUCACACUCUAUCGGUGGAAUGCGUUCAAACAGCCCGGGUGCAAUGGGAUACGCGCCUUAUAGCGAUUAUCCUAUGCCUCCAAACGCAGCAGCAGCUGCCGGUGGAGUAGCACAUCCGCAGUACUUUGAUCCACUCACUGGUAUGGCCUAUUACAGUGAUGAACAUGCUGGAGCAGGUGCUGGAUAUAGCGACAAUGCAUACGCAGAUCCAUUCGCGAAUGAAGCACCUCCUUCCUCUCAGACGCCUCAACCUCCUUGGGCACAUGCGCAGAGCGAAGCUUCUCUCCUCCAUCCUUAUGGCGGUACUCCUUCGCCCCAUCCACAAACUGCCUAUCCGGUGCCAGGUCCGGGACCACAGCCGGGUCAGUACUUUAACAUGUACGGAGGUAAAGUGUGA